AUGCAUUCAUAAAUCACUUUAUCAGAAAUGUUCAGAAGCUAUGAGCAAGACUAUAAGACUCACAUGGAAUCUGUAAUGUAUGACCUAUUAAAAAUGAGUAAAGAGAGAAGAGAAGAUGCAGAUAAAAGUUUUUCUAAAGUUUCAGAUGAGCUUCAAUAAACAGAACAAUGUGUAAUUGAUUUCUAUAUAAUUUUUAGAUAAAAUAAAUGGAGUUAGAAGCUUCUACUUUACCUAGUAGUUAUAAAAAAGAAUUAAUGGAAACUAUAAAAUAAUAUAAAAGAGAUAUGGCUAAAGUGGAAAAGGACUUAAAAUAAUUAUAAUUAGAUUAAUAGGAAGAUUCAAGCAGAGAAAAAUUAUUUAAUGACAGAUAAAUUAAUUAAGCCUUAUUAAAAUAAGAAGAUCGUUAUAUUAGACAAACAUUAGAAUUGGAAGCAGCCAAAAGAACUGCUUAUUUAACAGAAUAAUAAGCAAAUUAAAUAUCAAUUAAUUUACAUUCUUAAUCAAUGACAUUAGAUAAUUCAAUUAGAAAGACUUAAUACAUUAGAGAAGACUUGGGAGAAUCAAAUAGUUUAGUGAACAUUAUGAAAAACAGAAUAAUGAAAAGAAAAUUUAUAGUCUAUGGGGUUUUUGGUUUUCUUGCUCUUUGUUUAACUAUUGCAAUAAUGAGUUGGUUUUUUUGAUUAAGAAUUCAGUUUUAAUGUUUAAUUAUUAUUAUUAAUUGAAAACU
Paramecium sonneborni is the source of this 727-nucleotide messenger RNA. Lineage: Eukaryota; Ciliophora; Oligohymenophorea; Peniculida; Parameciidae. The record is from the annotation of a GenBank genome assembly.